UCUACUUGCUUGCCCCUAUAUUUUCCCGUUGCUCUGUGGUACCUCCCCUCUGCUUCAAGAACCUUUGCUCUUCCUGAUAGUUUUGUCCGGAGAGAAGUGGGGGUGCUGGCUUACAGAGGGUGUCCUUGUUCAUUACCACGGGCAGAGGGAGGUAACACUGUGCACUUGUCAAAGCACAACAUCUAAGCAAAUCUUGUGUGAGCCAAGGUCAUCAUGGCGCCAACUCUGUAUGAUAAGAAACCAGAGAUUGGGGACCUGAUAGAGAUCUUCAGACCAUGUUACCAGCACUGGGCUGUAUACAUUGGAGAUGGAUACGUCAUUCACCUGGCUCCACCCACUGAACAGGCAGGAGGUGGAGCCUACAGCAUGAGGUCAGUGCUGUGUGACAGAGCCAUCGUAAAGAAGGAAGGAUUGUGGGAUGUUGUGGGAGAAGAUGACUGGAAGAUCAAUAAUCUCCUGGAUAAAAAGUAUGAGCCGCGGCCUGCCCACGUGAUCAUACAGGAGGCUAAGAGCCGCUUGAACCAGGAGCUGCCCUACUCUGUUUUUCAGAGCAACUGUGAGCACUUUGCCACGGAGCUGCGAUACGGCAAGGCCCAGUCACGCCAGGUACGCACAGCUGUGGAUGUUGCCGUUGGGGUGGGAGUGGCUGCAAUGGUUGGUGUGGGACUUGUAGCUCUUGCAUCAAGUAUGUUUGGAGGUGGAAGCAAGGAGAAGGAAAGUAAACGCUAAAUACGAGACCAACAUCAUUCCUUAAAAUAACAUAAGCACAAUACCACCAGCAGGCCUUUCUGAAAAUAAAAACUCAAAAUUGGCCAUUCAUCUCUUAGGCGUGGAUCCUGAAAUACAUAUCUGUCAGUGACUGGUGAAUGGACCAUCUUACUUGCUAUCAGUCAUGAUUUGACAGUUUUUGUAGAUUUUUAUCUCUCUUUCCUGAGUGCCAUAUGUUGGUUUAUAUCUUGAUUAAGCUGCUUUCUCCUAAUAUGACGCUAAUAGUUGACUCAGUUGAUGUAAUAAGCACAUAAGAUAGUGACAAAGCUAGUGGAUGUGUCUCAGAGUUAACAGAGUUAAUGCCUCUCUCUCAGUAGGCAGAUCAGUAACACAACUGACCAUUUUAAAAGGUGACUGAUUCGAUUUUAUAAUUUAUAAGUUGUCAGGUAUUUGUCAUAGUGUCUCAGAGAGUAACACAACUGGCCAUUUUCACUAGUUGAAAGGUAAUUCAAAUACAUUUUAAAAUAAUUUUCUAGUAUUUUUACAUAUUAGAACAAUUUAUUGCAAAUGAUUGGAAUUUCAUAGAUGCCAGAGCUUUUCUUUAAAAUAUUAGUGAAGAUGAUUAUAACAAUGUAAUUAUGAUAUAUAUUUGAUCAAACCCUUUUCAAAAAUAAAGUUCUUUGAAACUUA
Messenger RNA from Clupea harengus (Atlantic herring), 1398 nucleotides. RefSeq names its product phospholipase A and acyltransferase 3-like. Gene Ontology annotation, cellular component: cytoplasm. The transcript is spliced from 5 exons. Gene Ontology annotation, molecular function: A2-type glycerophospholipase activity; glycerophospholipid phospholipase A1 activity. The record is from RefSeq and is a predicted model, not a curated record. The coding region runs from base 214 to 729 and encodes 171 amino acids. NCBI's taxonomy places the organism in Eukaryota, Metazoa, Chordata, Actinopteri, Clupeiformes, Clupeidae. Gene Ontology annotation, biological process: N-acylphosphatidylethanolamine metabolic process.